CCAGGCGCCGAAGUUAAAAAAAAGAUAGGCUUCCUCCUCCUUCACCGCCUCCGCCUCGGAGCUCCGGCAGCCCCUGGGCUGCGACCGCAGGAAGGAAGGAGCCCCUCGCCCGCCCCGACGCCCGGCCUGUCUCCCCAUGACUGCACCCGGCCCCGCUACCGACGGACGUCGCCCCAGCGCCCGGGUUUAACACGGUCGGGGGCCGCGGGGGGAGGAAGAGGGAAAUCCGGCAAGUCCCGCGUCCCUCUCGGCCCGGCGCGGUGCCUCGGCCGGAGCCAUGACCUCGCUGACCCUGCGCAGCUCGGGGCUGAUGCAGCGGCGCACCGAGGCCUCCCGCAACGCCGCCGACAAGCAGGACGAAGAUGACAAGGGUGACUCAAAGGAAACGCGGCUGACCCUGAUGGAGGAGGUGCUCCUUCUGGGCCUCAAGGACCGAGAGGGUUACACAUCUUUUUGGAAUGACUGUAUAUCAUCUGGAUUACGUGGCUGUAUGUUAAUUGAAUUAGCGUUGAGAGGAAGGUUACAGCUAGAGGCUUGUGGAAUGAGACGUAAAAGUCUGUUAACAAGAAAGUCGAUUUGUAAGUCAGAUGCUCCAACAGGGGAUGUUCUUCUUGAUGAAGCUCUAAAGCACGUUAAGGAGACUCAGCCUCCAGAAACGGUCCAGAACUGGAUUGAAUUACUUAGUGGUGAGACGUGGAAUCCGUUAAAAUUGCAUUAUCAGUUAAGAAACGUGCGGGAACGAUUAGCUAAAAACCUGGUAGAAAAGGGCGUGUUGACAACCGAGAAACAGAACUUCCUUCUUUUUGACAUGACGACACAUCCCCUCACCAACAACAACAUAAAGCAGCGCCUCAUCAAGAAGGUGCAGGAAGCCGUUCUCGACAAAUGGGUGAACGACCCUCACCGCAUGGACAAGCGCCUGCUGGCCCUCAUCUACCUGGCCCACGCCUCGGACGUCCUGGAGAACGCGUUCGCGCCCUUCCUGGACGAGCAGUACGAUCUAGCCACCAAGCGGGUGCGGCAGCUCCUGGACUUAGACCCUGAGGUGGAGUGUCUGAAGGCCAGCACCAACGAGGUGCUGUGGGCGGUGGUGGCCGCCUUCACCAAGUGACCCUGCGCAGAACCGAGCGUCCUCCUUUCUCUCGCGGGAACCAGUCGUUUUUCUUCCAGGGACUCCUGGUUUUCUGCAGUUUGUACUUCCCACAAUAUAAUUGGCUUUUGUUCUAUGAAAUGGCUUUUUCUUUUGUGUAUGUAUGCAGGAUUCUGCUGGUACGAGAGGCCUUCCUCUUUCUGUUGUGAAAAAAGUUUCACCGCCAUUCUGGCAUUCCAUUGCUCGUUGCCAUCCUCACUGUUGCCCGUUUGGGUUCUGGUGUGCCUUGACCGUCAGAGUACCUCCAGGUUCCUCACGCACAUCUUUUGGAUUACCUCAGGUUGAGUUUCUCCCACAUGUGCAUGUACAUCUCGCAUUCUGCCUGCAAUUCAGACAGAAGUCACAAAAAGGCCUUUAACUCACCAAAGGUAAAUAUCUAUCUAUUAGGACAUUUUAUACAUAGACCUCAGUUGAGAUGUAUACUUAGCAAAAUUAUUUUUAAAUUGAAAUACACAGUAAAUAAUAUAAAGUGCCCCUUGGAUCUUGCUUUCCAUGUAAAUCUAUUGUAUUAUUACACUUGUCAUAAUUUUAACUAUUAAAUCAUAAAGGUCCAAUUGUUUCACACAGCCAGUUUGGGAUGAGCUGCAUUCCAGUUAUGCUGUAUAUAGUUUGAAUUAUAUAGAAGUUGUUCCUUCUUCUGGCCACCACUGCCCAUCUUAGUAUUUUGCAGGGUUUAAUUAGUUGUACACCUGGUGCCCCUUACUUGCUACAGUCAUUGUAAUUUGAUGGCAAAAUAGACCUCUCAUCAUUGAAGGAGAGAGAAAACGUGUGUCUGAUUGGUCCCAAGAUUUUUUGAGCUGUGCCAUUCAUGGUACUCUUUGCCUAUGCAUCUCCUUUCUGGAAUUUUUUUCAGUCUUAUUAUUUUUAUCAUUUCUGUAGAGAAGAGGCUUGUGACCAGUACUAAUCUUGAGUACAGUUUUAUCUUUUUCUGUCCACAAGUAAAUUAAUGUCUGCUCUUAAAUAAAUAUCUACUCACACUUUCUUGGGGG
Molecule: messenger RNA, 2139 nt
Organism: Mesoplodon densirostris (Blainville's beaked whale)
Lineage: Eukaryota; Metazoa; Chordata; Mammalia; Artiodactyla; Ziphiidae
Product: Golgi phosphoprotein 3-like
Exons: 2
Coding region: 278-1111 (277 amino acids)
Biological process (GO): retrograde vesicle-mediated transport, Golgi to endoplasmic reticulum; Golgi to plasma membrane protein transport; Golgi organization
Cellular component (GO): trans-Golgi network; cytosol; Golgi cisterna
Molecular function (GO): phosphatidylinositol-4-phosphate binding
Source: RefSeq, a predicted model, not a curated record